Molecule: messenger RNA, 1774 nt
Organism: Lutzomyia longipalpis
Lineage: Eukaryota; Metazoa; Arthropoda; Insecta; Diptera; Psychodidae
Gene: AP-2mu
Product: AP-2 complex subunit mu
Exons: 5
Coding region: 132-1448 (438 amino acids)
Biological process (GO): intracellular protein transport; clathrin-dependent endocytosis
Cellular component (GO): cytoplasmic vesicle; AP-2 adaptor complex
Molecular function (GO): clathrin-cargo adaptor activity
Source: RefSeq, a predicted model, not a curated record
CAUCAGUGCUGCCAUCUCCGGUCAUAUCGCGAAGUGUUUUUUGUGGUGUUUUCCUGGCCAGAGAGCGAGGCAAUUUUGAGCGAUAAUUUGGAAUAUUGUCGCCGUAAGGACUGUGCUGAAGGGCGGACAAUAUGAUUGGGGGACUAUUUGUCUACAACCACAAAGGGGAAGUCCUCAUUUCGCGUGUCUAUCGCGAUGAUAUUGGGCGGAAUGCUGUGGAUGCUUUCCGGGUGAAUGUGAUCCAUGCCAGGCAGCAGGUUCGUUCCCCUGUGACCAAUAUCGCUCGAACCAGCUUCUUCCACAUCAAGCGUGCAAAUAUCUGGUUGGCUGCUGUCACGAAGCAAAAUGUGAACGCCGCAAUGGUGUUUGAGUUUCUCCUCAAGAUCAUCGAUGUGAUGCAGUCGUAUUUCGGAAAGAUCUCCGAGGAGAACAUUAAGAAUAACUUUGUCCUCAUUUACGAACUUCUCGAUGAGAUUUUGGACUUUGGCUAUCCCCAAAAUACCGACACGGGGGUCCUGAAGACCUUCAUAACGCAGCAGGGCAUAAAGUCCGCCACGAAGGAGGAACAGGCUCAGAUAACGUCCCAGGUGACGGGGCAGAUUGGAUGGAGGCGCGAAGGGAUAAAGUAUCGCAGGAAUGAGCUUUUCUUGGAUGUUCUUGAGUAUGUGAAUCUCUUGAUGAGCCCCCAGGGGCAGGUGCUCUCUGCUCAUGUUGCCGGUAAGGUGGUGAUGAAGUCCUACCUGUCGGGCAUGCCGGAAUGCAAAUUCGGCAUCAACGAUAAGAUCGUGAUGGAUGCAAAGGGACGCGGUGGGAUCUCGGGGAAUAAUGAAUCUGAAACAUCUCGCUCGGGGAAGCCAGUUGUCGUCAUUGAUGACUGCCAAUUUCAUCAGUGUGUUAAAUUAAGUAAAUUCGAGACCGAACACUCCAUUAGCUUCAUUCCGCCCGACGGGGAGUUCGAGUUGAUGCGCUAUCGCACCACAAAGGACAUCUCACUGCCCUUCCGCGUGAUCCCGCUCGUGCGUGAGGUGGGACGUACUAAGAUGGAGGUUAAGGUGGUGCUCAAGUCGAAUUUCAAGCCAGCCCUUCUGGGGCAGAAGAUUGAAGUUAAAAUCCCAACGCCCCUCAAUACGUCGGGGGUCCAGUUGAUCUGCCUCAAGGGGAAGGCUAAAUACAAAGCGUCUGAGAAUGCAAUUGUCUGGAAGAUUAAGAGAAUGGCUGGGAUGAAGGAGACACAGCUGUCGGCGGAAAUUGAAUUGCUCGAAACGGAUACCAAAAAGAAAUGGACCAGACCACCAAUUUCAAUGAACUUUGAGGUUCCAUUUGCACCUUCUGGCUUCAAGGUGCGCUAUCUCAAAGUUUUCGAGCCAAAAUUGAACUAUUCGGAUCAUGAUGUGGUAAAAUGGGUGCGCUACAUUGGACGCAGUGGACUGUAUGAGACAAGAUGCUAAGGAAACUCCUUAAAAUCUGCAAAAAAAGAGCGCAAAAAAGCGCUAAAAAUAAGAGAAUAGUAAUGUAAUAAAAAAAUAAUUUGUGUGUAUAAAAUGAAAUAAUUCUCAUUCCAAUAAUAUAUUAGCCAUAUGAGAUAUAUUAUGCAUUAUAUUACACCCAAGAAUAUAAAUAAAAUACAAUGACAUGCAGGAAAGGUCAUUAUUUGCUUCGCGUAUUCCACGAUCAUUGAGAAUAAAUAAAAUAAAUAUAUAUUAAAUAGAUAAAAUGACAAAGAAUGUAGCAAUGUAAAAGCAUCCGUUAAAAUAAAAUGUUAAAGCGAUAAUAA